AUGAGAUGGACCGGACUGGGAUCAGCGACCCUUAUAAAUUCGUCUUCACUAAUCAAUGAUGUGGCAUCCCUUAAAACUCUCAUUGGUGCUUUCAAUCGCACAAUCCGACUAUACGCCUGGACUUGUCCACUUUCAUCAGAUGGUUACUACACCGUGGAUUUGUUCUGGGAAAGAAUUAACGGACCCACGACACCAUACUGGGGGGUUAAAAUCAGUUGGAGCAAGGAUGUACCCAUAAAGGGUAACUGUUUUGUUUGGAGAGCCAACUUCAAUCGUAUUUCGACUGCAUCAGCUCUUAUUAAACAAGGGGUACGGAUUAACUCUGCUCAAUGUGGGCAUUGUAGAAGCGGUGAGGAAGAUAUCGGGCAUCUAUUUACAUGA
This is a messenger RNA of Lactuca saligna, 381 nucleotides long. Lineage: Eukaryota; Viridiplantae; Streptophyta; Magnoliopsida; Asterales; Asteraceae. The record is from the annotation of a GenBank genome assembly.